This is a messenger RNA of Oppiella nova, 3099 nucleotides long. Lineage: Eukaryota; Metazoa; Arthropoda; Arachnida; Sarcoptiformes; Oppiidae. The record is from the annotation of a GenBank genome assembly.
AUGCAACAAUGGGCCAGGUUUGCAAUCCUUGGGGCCAUGUUAGUCACCGCAUAUUUGCUCAUUUUGGCUUGGCAAAAAGACUAUGGUCAUGACAAUACAUCGAAGGCUGCGACACCGCAGGCUGUUGUAGCGCAUGAUGUGUCUGCCGAUCUGCCAAAAGGUCAAGCAACUGCGGCCACUAGCGAUGUUCCACAAGCAAAUAUAGCUGCUGCACAACAGAAUACAGCUGCACCAGCCACAGCAAAUCAACAAUUGAUUUCAGUACAAACUGACCUUUAUCAUCUUUGGAUUAGUCCUAAAGGUGGUGAUAUUGUUCGUAUUGAAUUACUGAAUCAUGACAAGAGCAAAGACAGUGAUCAGCCUUUUGUUAUGCUUGAAAGUGAUGCAAAACGUACCUAUGUUGCGCAAUCUGGGUUAAUUGGAUUGAAUGGUCCGGACAGUAAGCCAGAUCGUCCAAACUAUGCGUUUGAAAAAACUGCUUAUACUAUUGCAGAUGCCAAAGCAGCCAAAGACAAAGAUGGAAAAACAUCGCAAGUUUUAGCUGUACCAAUGGUAUUUAAAACAGCAGAUGGCGUUGAAAUCAUCAAAACAUUUACCUUUAAACAAGGUCAAUAUCCAAUCGAUGUGAGCUAUCAGGUUGUCAACCGUAGUGCGCAAAAUUGGCAAGGACAAAUGUUUGGUCAAAUUAAGCGUGAUAACUCAGAUGAUCCAGGAAAAACCUCUCAAGGGAUUUUUACACUUGGAACAUAUUUGGGUGGCGCUUGGGGUACACCUGAUGAGCAUUAUAACAAGCUAAAAUUUGCAAAUUUUACUGAUGAAAAACUCAACACUGAAGCAAAAGGCGGAUGGGUUGCGAUUGUUCAGCAUUAUUUUGUAAGUGCUUGGAUGCCUGGUCAUUUUGGCGGUCAAGAAUACACAGCAAAAUUGGAAUCUCGUAAAUCUGCAGAUGGUAUGAAUAUCAUCGGAUUUACUUCUCCAACCAUCAAUGUUCCAGCUGGAAAAGCAAUGAGCAUUGAUGCAACGUUCUACUCAGGUCCAAAAAUUCAAUCUGAAUUAAAAGACUUGGCUGUUGGUUUAAACCAAACUGUAGACUAUGGUUGGUUAUGGCCAAUUGCAAAAUUAUUAUUUGCUGGUUUACAGUUCUUCCAUAAUCUUGUAGGUAACUGGGGCUGGUCAAUUAUCUUAUUGACUGUAUUGGUUAAGCUUAUUCUUUGGCCUUUGUCGUCUAAGAGCUAUCGCUCUAUGGCGAAAAUGCGUGUGAUUGCACCUGAAAUGCAACGCAUGAAAGAAGAGUUUGGUGAAGACCGCAUGCGUUUCUCACAAGAAAUGAUGGCGCUUUACAAACGUGAGCAAGUCAAUCCACUUGCGGGUUGUUUACCAUUGUUGUUGCAAAUGCCAAUCUUCUUAGCAUUGUAUUGGGUAUUGAUGGAAUCUGUAGAGCUUCGUCAUGCACCAUGGAUGCUUUGGAUUCAAGAUUUAUCUGCAAUGGAUCCUUGGUUUAUACUGCCGUUGAUCAUGGGUGUAACGAUGUUUGUUCAACAAAUGUUGAACCCACAACCUACUGAUCCAAUGCAAGCUAAAGUCUUCAAAAUCAUGCCGAUCAUGUUUACAGUAUUUAUGCUGUUCUUCCCUUCUGGCUUGGUUUUAUACUGGAUUGUGAACAACUCGAUCACGAUUCUGCAACAAUGGUUUAUCAACAAAAAUGUUGCUAAAGCCAAAGUCGCAAGCGAAGUGAUGAGUAACCCUGUAAGCCAAACCACAAUUGCAGCAAUUGCGACUCCACCUGGACGUGGUGGUGUAGGUGUGAUUCGUCUAUCUGGUCCUAAGGCUUAUGCGAUUGCACAAGCUUUAACUCAAAAAGCGCUUCCCCAAGCGCGCUUUGCUGGCUUUCGUCAGUUUUUUGAUGAAAAAGGUGAAGUGAUGGAUGAGGGGCUAGCAAUUUGCUUUCCAAAUCCAAACUCGUUUACGGGUGAAGAUGUGGUGGAAUUGCAGGGACAUGGUGGUCCUGUAAUUCAAAAUGCACUUCUUGCACGAUUGUUCGAGCUGGGUGCUAUUGCCGCCAAAGCAGGCGAGUUUUCCAUGCGAGCCUUUGAAAAUGGCAAAAUGGACUUGGUUCAAGCUGAAGCGAUUGCAGAUUUAAUUGAUGCAACUUCACAAGCCGCUGCGCGUUCUGCAGUACGUUCUUUGCAAGGUGCAUUUUCCAAUAAAGUGAAUACUGUAUUGGAAAAACUGAUUCAUUUACGUUUGCAUGUUGAAGCGGCGAUUGAUUUUCCUGAAGAGGAAAUCGACUUUUUGGCAGAUGGAAAAAUUCUUCAUCUACUUGAAGAUGUGCAGGCUUCAGUCUCUGCUGUACAACACUCUGCGCGUCAGGGGCAGUUAUUACGUGAAGGUCUGCAAGUGGUGAUUGCAGGUAAGCCCAAUGCGGGUAAAUCUUCGUUAUUGAAUGCCUUGGCGGGAAAUGACCGUGCCAUUGUUACGGAUAUUGCAGGAACGACGCGUGAUGUACUGCAUGAGAAAAUUACUUUAAAUGGCUUGCCUAUCACACUGACCGAUACUGCGGGCUUACGUGAAACAGGUGAUGUGGUCGAAAAAGAAGGCAUUCGCCGAGCAAUCAAAGAAAUUGAGCAAGCGGAUUUAUUACUUUUGGUUUAUGACCUCAGCCAAGGUGAAAAUCCUUUAGCACUUGCUCAGCGCUAUUUUGAAGAUCAUUUAGAAACUAAACGCUUGAUGUUGAUUGGUAACAAAUGUGAUUUAACUGCGCAAUCACCUGAAUUAAGUGAUUUUCAAGGUUUUCGCCAUAUUAGCGUGUCGGCCAAACAGGAAAUGGGCGUACAAGCGCUUAUAGAUGCGAUUACAGCGCAUGCUGGCUUCCAUCCUGAAGAAGAUACCUUUAUUGCACGGACACGCCAUUUAGACGCAAUGAAGCGUACUCAGCACUAUCUUACAGAAGCACAUGAGCAACUUGAGGUCUAUCAUGCGGGUGAACUGGUCGCUGAAUCGUUACGUUUAGCACAGAAUGCCUUAGCUGAGAUCACAGGCGAUUUUAGUGCAGAUGAUCUAUUAGGGGUAAUUUUUGGCUCGUUCUGUAUUGGAAAGUAA